AAGUCUCUUUUUCCUCCCCCGAUUUUUCUUUCUUUUUUUUUUUUCAUCUGCUUUCCUAAAUUUCACAUUCUUAAUGAAGCUGUUUGGGGAAGUCUUAAAAAAAAAUCAAUCCUGGAAGAAGUUAACGCGAACCACGUUUUUUUUCUUUUAAACUGUUGCCAGGAUAGCUUCGCGGACGUGGCCACGAAUUGCCCAGAAGUCAAGUUCGACUCCCAGGCAGGGCGAUACUUUUUCUUCGUUCUCCUUUAUAUCUGAAUCGCCUCCGUCUCCUCAACGGCCCCCCAAUUCAAACUAAUCCCCCUCGUCCUGCUUACUCUUCCCAACGGGGGCGAAAAGAACCCGCAGCGUCCCCAAAUCUUUAUAUAUAUAUAUAUAUUUAAAAAAACGUCCCGCCGUCUCCGCGAAUAUAAAAAAACGCCGCACGAGCCCGAAACCCAUUCAGGCUUGAGGGGAUGGUGGUUUGUUUUUUUUUUGACCCUCUAGCGCCACCGUAAAAUCAAAGCGCUCUUAAGGGGGCCAAGAGUUUCGCUGAGCGGCAGCAGCAGCAGGAAUGCUGGUCCUUCUCUGGCAGUUGGGCGGGCGCGCGCGCGCGGGGCUUCCCUCAACGGCAGCGCCGAGGGAAGGCGAAAGGAAGAGGAGGGGGAGUUCGCCGAGUCGUCUCCGCCGGACGGACGGAAAAAAAUGAUCCCCCGCCGCCGCACCACCUUAAAGCGCGGAGUUGGCCGCCGACGCUGAGGGGGAGGCUUCGGGGGGGUCUCCGUGGCUGGGGGCGGCGGAGGGAGAGUGAGAGAGAGGGAGAGAGAGGCAGGCAGGGUCGGUUAUUUCUCCCCCCCCCUCCCUCCCGCUUACCCAGGAUUCCGGGAGGAGAAAGCGCGCUCUCGUGCUGGGGGGGGGUGUGUGCUCGGCCCCGCGCUCAGCGUCCGUUAAUUCUCCCCAACGGUCCCUUGUCACCGUUCCGGCGAAGGCGGCGUCGUCUUCACCUGGGCUCCCUUUUCUCGGGGCGCGGAUCCUUAACCGCUUGUCUUCCGGCUCUACCCCAACCUCUCGGCAGCUCUCUUUUGAACGCCGUUUUAAGGGAACGGCGGCGGCGACCGACCGACCGGACGAACCACUCACUCACCCUUCUGCCCCCCCCCCCCAAAAAGGACCCUGGCGGCUUCCCUCAGGACUCCCUCUCUCUCUCGCGCGCGCUCGCGGGGACGCGCGCCCUCAGGACGAGCCCACGCGGACCCGUUCCCCGCCCUGAGAGGAGCGGGUUGGCCACCCAGCGACCCCAAUUCGCCUCGGGAAGGAAGGAAGGUGGGAGGGGGGGUAAAAAGAAAUAAAAUCAAAAUAAAAUAAAAAAUGCGGUCGAGGAAGGCCGGCUCCCUUCGGCCGCUCUUCUCCCCGCGGGGCUCGCGCACCGGGCCCUCCUCCUCCUCCUCUUCCCUGCGCUGCGGGGGAGGGCCAUGUGCGUUUGUUUUGAGGUUGUGUUGGUGGAGGUGGUGCCGCCGCCGCCGCCAGGCCGCUCGGAGGAAAGAGACUGACGGGAAGGAAGCGCCUGGAAUGGAUCCUGGGGGCUGGCGCGGCUCCAAGCCUCCCGCCUCUCGCGUCCCGAGUGCCCUCCCGCGUGGCUGCUCGGCUUCACUUUUACAGCUGUAGCCUGGUUCGCUCGCUGCCUUUCUCUUCCCCCCCCCUCCACACCUCCCCACCUCCCGCCCCCAAUUUCCCCAGCUCCCCUCCCCGCUAAUCCUGCCCCCUUCGCAAUGCCGCCUCCUCGCUUCUUCUCCCGGCUCCCCCCGCCUGCUCCCUUCGGCUUUGCCCGGGUGCUCGCGUGAACCGCGCGUUUCAAUUCAUCCUAUAUUUAUUGGGCUUUAAUUCACUGACAAGGCGGCUUCCUCUUUUUUUUAUCCCCCCUCCCCUCCUCUCCACCCCCCCCCCCCGGUCUUUCUCGCCUGCGUGGAAACGGCGGCGCUGGCCCCAGCAAGCAGCAAUGUGUUAAAAAAUCCUAGCCGGCCGCCUCGGGAAGGGCUCUAUCCUAUCAAGAGUGAAUCCCGUAAGAUCAACGCAGAUACUAUUUUGGGGGGCUAGGAAGAGGGGAAGGAGGAAGCGGAGGGGGGGUGGGUGGAAGAGAGAGAAAGUAGGAGGGAUAGAGAAGGGAGGAAGCGGGGCUGUUGUUAUUUUGGAUUCCAAGAAUCGGGAGGAGGUAGAGAGAGAGAGAGAGAGAGGGAGGGAGAGAGGGAGGGGAAAAAGGCAUCACCACCACCACCCCCAAAAUUCCCAAAGCAAAGAAGGACAACCCCAGAAAGGACUCACUUUGCUUGAUGACUCAACGCAACUAAUAAUCAUUUGUCUCCUCGCUGGCGAAUCCCUCGUGUUGCUGCUGCCGCCGCCGCGGCUGCUUAUGCUGGCUGGAAAAGGGAGAGAUUGAAAGUGACACAUCGGGCGCAGCUUGCGGCUUACCGGAGAUCAGAGCACCGGCUUCUGCUGCCACUGCCGCCGCUAGUCCGAUAGAGUGUCCCCCAGCCUCUCCACCCCUUUGCUCCCCCCCCCUCUCCCCCUCUUAUUUCUUCCCCCCCCUUUUUUGCCGAAGGGCUGAGAAACCGCCCCCGCUUUCCCCCCCCCCGCCUCCUUCCCUUCCCGAUCCCAGAAGUCUCACCUCUCUUUUCCAGUUGCCACCUCGGAUGCCCUUUUAGGAAGAGCUCUUUCCUCAAAGCAUCAAGCCGUUUAAGGCGCAAGACGGCCAGGCAUCCUAACUCGGGAACGAAAAAAAAAAGGGGGGAAAAAUAAUAGCCUCCCCCCCCCCCCAAAAAAAAAAAACACUUAAGGCGUCGGUGGGGUGGUGUACUGGGGAGAAGCGAAAAAAGGCAAAGAAGACAAAUAACGUAGCAAGAGGAGCCAAGGAAACUUUCCAUCCUGGAUUCUCUACUUUUGAUCCAUGGACAGAGCCCAAGUCAGCCAAGUUACGGACAGAGUAUAAGCAGUCCUUGCUCAUUUUAUUGUGACCUGCCUGUGGGAACGUUGUCUCCAACUCAAAGUAAUAUGGAUCGGAGAAGUGAGAGUCCCUGCCUAAGGGAUAGCCCAGAGAGAGGGAGAGGCAGCCCUGAUGUCAAAGGUCCUCCCCCGGUGAAGGUGGCCAGGCUUGAACAGAAUGGCAGCCCUAUGGGAGCCAGAGGGAGGCUCAAUGGUUCUGUCACCAAAUCAGUGGGAGGUUUGAUGAUCCCCGUCUUUUGUGUCGUGGAACAACUGGACACUUCUCUUGAAUAUGAUAAUCGAGAAGAACAUGCAGAGUUUGUUCUGGUUCGUAAAGAUGUGCUUUUUAGUCAGCUAGUGGAGACUGCGCUUCUGGCUCUCGGUUAUUCUCACAGCUCUGCAGCUCAGGCACAAGGAAUAAUCAAACUUGGGAAAUGGAAUCCUCUUCCCUUAACUUAUAUGACAGAUGCACCUGAUGCAACAGUGGCUGACAUGUUACAAGACGUCUACCAUGUUGUGACACUGAAAAUUCAAUUACAGAGUUGUUCAAAGCUAGAAGAUUUGCCAGCAGAACAGUGGAACCAUGCCACAGUCCGCAAUGCCUUAAAGGAAUUGCUCAAAGAGAUGAAUCAGAGCACAUUAGCCAAAGAAUGCCCUCUCUCCCAGAGUAUGAUAUCAUCCAUUGUAAAUAGCACGUAUUAUGCAAAUGUGUCAGCUACUAAGUGCCAGGAAUUUGGAAGAUGGUAUAAAAAGUACAAGAAAAUUAAAGUGGAACGAGUUGAAAGAGACAACCUGUCAGAAUAUUGUGUUCUUGGUCAACGUCCCAUGCACUUACCGAAUAUCAACCAGCUGGCAACUUUGGGCAAAACAAAUGAACAAUCUCCUCAUGGUCAAAUUCACCACAGUACUCCAAUCAGAAACCAAGUGCCAACGUUACAGCCAAUCAUGAGCCCUGGUCUUCUUACGCCUCAACUCAGCCCACAGCUUGUAAGGCAGCAAAUAGCAAUGGCCCAUUUGAUAAAUCAACAGAUUGCAGUAAGUCGGCUCCUGGCUCAUCAGCAUCCACAGGCAAUUAAUCAACAGUUUCUAAAUCAUCCACCUAUCCCUAGAACAGUCAAACCAGAACCAACAAAUUCAUCAGUGGAAGUAUCUCCAGAUAUCUACCAGCAAGUCAGGGAUGAGUUGAAAAGGGCCAGUGUCUCCCAGGCGGUCUUUGCAAGAGUGGCUUUCAAUCGCACGCAGGGAUUGCUAUCAGAGAUACUGCGUAAAGAAGAAGACCCUAGAACAGCUUCGCAAUCCCUCCUGGUAAAUCUGAGGGCAAUGCAGAAUUUCCUCAACCUACCUGAGACAGAGCGAGAUCGUAUAUAUCAGGAUGAGAGAGAGAGGAGUAUGAACCCCAAUGUGAGCAUGGUGUCUUCAGCUGCCAGCAGUCCAAGUUCCUCCAGAACCCCCCAGUGCCAUAAUAAAGAAGAUUCUGCUUCUUCGGGCCACAAAUCAUGGUGGAAUAAUUCAGAGCUUCUCCAAAUUGACCAGAGAACACAGGCCAAAACCUCAACACCGACAACAGACCUCCCCAUUAAGGUGGACGGAGCCAACAUCAACAUCACAGCUGCCAUUUAUGACGAGAUCCAACAGGAGAUGAAAAGGGCCAAGGUGUCUCAGGCUCUGUUCGCCAAAGUAGCUGCCAACAAAAGCCAGGGUUGGCUGUGUGAGUUGUUGCGUUGGAAAGAAAACCCAAGCCCUGAAAAUCGAACACUUUGGGAAAAUCUGUGCACCAUUCGGCGAUUCUUGAAUCUUCCCCAACAUGAGAGGGAUCUCAUCUAUGAAGAAGAAUCUCGGCAUCAUCACAGCGAACGUAUGCAGCAUGUUGUCCAGCUUACUCCUGAGCCUGUACAGGUGCUCCAUAGACAGCAAUCUCAACCAGCAAAGGAAAACUCCCCACCAAGAGAAGAGGCUCCACCCCCAUCUGCAGAAGAUGCAUCUACAAAAAAGCCAAGAUCCCGUACUAAGAUUUCAUUAGAGGCUUUGGGUAUCCUUCAGAGUUUCAUCCAUGACGUUGGCCUUUAUCCAGACCAGGAGGCCAUCCACACUUUAUCUGCCCAGUUGGAUCUGCCCAAGCACACUAUCAUCAAAUUCUUCCAGAACCAGCGUUACCACGUAAAGCAUCAUGGGAAGCUAAAAGAGCAUUUGGGUACCGUGGUGGAUGUGGCAGAGUAUAAAGAUGAAGAGCUGCUGACUGAGUCAGAGGAGAAUGACAGUGAGGAGGGUUCCGAGGAAAUGUACAAAGUGGAAACUGAAGAAGAGAAUUCAGAAAAAAACAAAGCAACUACUUCAGAGACUGAGCAGAGAUAAUGUGAAAAUAUCACAGGCAAAGCAAUACAUGGUUCCAAUUUUUUUUUUUUGCUUCUUUCAGAAAAAAAAAAGUGUUUUGGAAUUUUCCAGUGUGCAAAGAAUAUGUGCAAAUUGAACAAUUAUUUUGCAUAGCUCAAUCAGACAUUCCCUUGUAACAGGCACUUGAGUGUUACACUUUUUUAUGUUUUAUUGAGACAGUUAAUUGUAAUUCACAUAGGAUUACAUCAUUAUUAAUCUUGCACUUAAGAAAGGAUCCUCUAGUAAGCAAGUUACAGGAAGAAACAACUUAUGAAGGAAACAAUAACAGUGUGCAGAUGUGUGGUGUGUAUAUAAUAUGCACCAUGUGUAAGUGGAUUAU
Molecule: messenger RNA, 5662 nt
Organism: Thamnophis elegans (Western terrestrial garter snake)
Lineage: Eukaryota; Metazoa; Chordata; Lepidosauria; Squamata; Natricidae
Gene: SATB2
Product: SATB homeobox 2
Exons: 12
Coding region: 3022-5304 (760 amino acids)
Biological process (GO): regulation of transcription by RNA polymerase II; chromatin remodeling
Molecular function (GO): DNA-binding transcription factor activity, RNA polymerase II-specific; RNA polymerase II cis-regulatory region sequence-specific DNA binding
Source: RefSeq, a predicted model, not a curated record